Suillus subaureus is the source of this 390-nucleotide messenger RNA. RefSeq lists its product as uncharacterized. The transcript has a single exon. NCBI's taxonomy places the organism in Eukaryota, Fungi, Basidiomycota, Agaricomycetes, Boletales, Suillaceae. Bases 148 to 360 code for a protein of 70 amino acids. The record is from RefSeq and is a predicted model, not a curated record.
CCUACUUUGUUCCCAUUUGGUAUCGGAGGAUUUGAAGACGAUACUCGAUCUAAAGCUCUGUCUUUCCAGCAACAGGCUCAAUACUACCUGAACAUAGCAGAUCGCUCUUUUCGAUACCACCAUUCAUUUAUAUUCGUGGUGUGGAACAUGAUUCAACGUCGAAUGGCCCAUCUUAAAACUUUCUUUACUGUCCGCCGGGCAAACUUCCAGCAAGUUGCACAAAAUCUUACCAAAAUAUCGCCUGCUAUUCUGGACAGUCUUGCCUCGAAACUAGAGCGCGAGCAUAGAUUUUCGGACUUGGCGCCUGCUGAACGAAACGCGAUGAAUCUCCUGAAGCAAGUCAAUACCAUUGCGGCUUGAAUCCCAGGCUCUCAAGCAUCGAAAAUUUAC